AUGUCAUCACCCGCCAGCCAACUUCCCCCACAAUCGUCUGCAGAAAAUUGUUCAACCUCCGCCCACCAAGACAAGUCGACCGGCUCAGAGCGUGCUCUUUAUAUCAGUCGUACCCCCCCGUUCGCACAUCCAAGGUCGCCCACUAUGAGCGCGGCUCAGGCGAACGACGCGGAGAAGAACAUCGAGAUAUGGAAGGUCAAAAAGCUGAUCAAGCGUCUCGAGGCAGCUCGUGGAAAUGGAACGUCCAUGAUCUCGUUGAUUAUCCCGCCUAAGGAUCAGGUUUCACGAGCUGCCAAGAUGUUGGCGGAAGAAUUUGGCACCGCUUCCAACAUCAAAUCUCGAGUUAACCGUCUCUCCGUCCUGUCGGCCAUCACCUCGACGCAACAGCGCCUCAAGCUAUACACUAAAGUCCCUCCAAAUGGACUUGUUAUCUACUGUGGUGAAAUCAUCACCUCUGAGGGAAAGGAACGGAAAAUCAACAUCGAUUUUGAGCCUUUCAAGCCCAUCAAUACGUCACUCUACCUUUGCGAUAAUAAAUUUCACACCGAAGCCCUCAGCGAACUUCUCGAGUCUGACCAGAAGUUUGGAUUCAUUAUCAUGGAUGGGAACGGUGCUCUUUUUGGAACCCUAAGCGGAAACACAAGAGACGUCGUCCACAAAUUCUCCGUCGAUCUGCCUAAGAAGCAUGGCCGUGGUGGUCAGUCUGCUCUGCGUUUCGCCCGUCUUCGAGAAGAAAAGCGCCACAAUUAUGUCCGCAAGGUUGCCGAAUUAGCAGUGCAGAAUUUCAUCACCAACGACAAAGUCAACGUUGCCGGUAUCAUCCUUGCCGGAUCUGCUGAUUUCAAGAACGACCUCAACCAGUCCGACAUGUUUGAUAACCGCCUACAAUCGAAGGUUAUCAAGGUUGUUGAUGUUUCUUAUGGUGGUGAGAAUGGCUUCAACCAAGCCAUUGAACUUGCCUCCGAGACCCUUGGCAACGUCAAAUUCAUCCAGGAGAAGAAGCUCAUCGGUAAAUAUUUCGAGGAAAUCAGCCAGGAUAGCGGAAGAGUCUGCUAUGGUGUGGACGAUACUCUCAAAGCCUUAGAACUAGGCGCAGCAGAAACGUUGAUCGUUUACGAAAACUUGGACAUUACACGAUGGGUUCUCAAGGCCAACACUGGCUCAGAGGUUAUUCUCCACACCACCAAGGCCCAAGAGGCCAACCGCGAGAUGUUUAUGGACAAGGAAACCGGGCAGGAAAUGGAAAUCGUCGACCAGAGCCCGUUCCUCGAAUGGCUUGCCGAGCAUUACAAAGAUUUUGGUGCUGCCCUGGAGUUUGUUUCCGACCGGUCCAGCGAAGGAAACCAGUUUGUAAAGGGCUUUGGUGGUAUCGGAGCUGUUCUCCGCUACAAAGUCAACUUCGAGCAGUUGGCUGAUUAUGAAUCCGAGGACGAAUUUUACGACGCUCCUAAUGAUGUUCAAGAAAGUUACCAGACAAUCGCAACACGGGCCCUAGGUCCGUCUGCCCAAUCUAGUAUGAAGCUUCUCAGAGGGCCAUCCAAGCUCCGGAAUGUAGCUAUGAGCGCUUGAAAGGGAUAGAAAAAAAAAAGAACUGGUUUCGAAUUUCUUAUACAGGAGAAGAAGAAUCCUUUUUCUUUUAAAUCACGAAGCCUGACUGGAUUACUGAGCAAAAAGAGUCCCGAAACGGUGGGAAAGGGGUGUUCGUUUAUCUUUUCUCUGAGUUUUUAAACCUUUUCCCUAGCAUAGCCAAUAACGUGACCAUACUCUUUUCUCUUACUGCAAAGUUCUGUGUUAAUUGGCACAGACAGACCUGUGGAUACAGCCCAGCGAGAGAACUUUAGAAGGGACAGAGGCCAAAAAAAAAAA
Messenger RNA from Histoplasma capsulatum G186AR, 1866 nucleotides. Its product is annotated as eukaryotic peptide chain release factor subunit 1. Gene Ontology annotation, molecular function: translation release factor activity, codon specific; sequence-specific mRNA binding. Gene Ontology annotation, biological process: cytoplasmic translational termination. Lineage: Eukaryota; Fungi; Ascomycota; Eurotiomycetes; Onygenales; Ajellomycetaceae. Gene Ontology annotation, cellular component: cytosol; translation release factor complex. The transcript is spliced from 6 exons. The record is from RefSeq and is a predicted model, not a curated record. The coding region runs from base 1 to 1569 and encodes 522 amino acids.